This is a messenger RNA of Penicilliopsis zonata CBS 506.65, 1350 nucleotides long. RefSeq lists its product as hypothetical. The transcript has 3 exons. The coding region runs from base 1 to 1350 and encodes 449 amino acids. Gene Ontology annotation, biological process: regulation of transcription by RNA polymerase II. NCBI's taxonomy places the organism in Eukaryota, Fungi, Ascomycota, Eurotiomycetes, Eurotiales, Aspergillaceae. The record is from RefSeq and is a predicted model, not a curated record. Gene Ontology annotation, molecular function: DNA-binding transcription activator activity, RNA polymerase II-specific; zinc ion binding.
AUGCCCAACGUCGGUCGUCCCAGCAGAGACUGCCACGCCUGUCGCAGACGACGCACAAAGUGUGAUCUCACGCGCCCUGGGUGUCUGCGCUGUCACCGCCGCAGCGAGCUCUGUCCGGGAUAUCGCGAUGAGCUGGACGUACGAUUUCGCUGCGAGAAUGUCGCUACGCUCGGGUCUGGGCGGCACGUUGCCUUGGCAGCUGCUCGGGGGGUGAUUGGACACCGGCCGUUACGGGUAGUUUUCGAACCUGGCACGAAAGACGAGAAAGAGAAGAGGAGAGGGGAUCUGCCUCCAGAGCCAUCUUUGCAGAUUCCCGAGGCGCUAGCCCACUUCCUAAACUACACCUCGCUCACACUACUGCUGCUGACGCGCGAGCGCUUCAUGGACGCCUGGACGAUCGAUACGCCUUUACUAGCCACGCAGCACCGGUUCUUUCAGCUAUCAUUGUGCGCGCUGGGGAUGCUUCAUCGCGUCUCCCUGCUGGAGGACAGCACGGGCGGCGCAGCCCUGUUGAAACAGGGUGAGCGCGCCGCGGCGCGCCGCGCCCACGCCCAGGCCAAGCGUGAAUUCACCACCGCCAUUGCUUGCAUCACGCUUGAAAACGGCGCCGCGGUACAGGGCUUUGCGUUUUUCGAAAUCCUUCUCACGCUGGCGGCUCUCGCGACCGCAGCGCCUGUAGAUUCCUCAUCGACAGACCCGCUCGACGGUGUCUCCUCGCUCCUCGCCGCCAUCCGUGCGUACUGGAGCCUGCAGCCUGUAACGGCCGUCCACUUACGUACCACGGCGAUGAAAAAGUGGCUGACUGCCUGCAAUCCGGUUUCUUCUUCUUCUUCUUCUUCUUCUUCUUCUUCUUCUUCACUGCCAGAGCGGAGCAUUCUUCAGCGCAUCCGUGGCUUGUUCAUUUUGCUCAGGUGGCAGUGUUGCGAAACCAAAUACCCGCGAGACGAAGUACAGACUUGUCUCUCUGCCCUGACAGUGCUGCACGCAUUUUAUACGGGUGUCGCGCUGCGUCCUCUAACCUGGGACGUCAUCCUGACCUGGCCAGCCAUCGUCGCGCAGCCCUUUGUAGCCCUCGUGCAGCGGCGCCAGCCCCUUGCGCUCCUCGUCCUCGCUCACUGGUGGGUGCCUGUAUGUCGCGGCUCGGACCAAUGGCUCCUCCACGGACUAGACCGCCGGUUUCUUGACUGCGUCGCACCGCUGGUCGGACGGGAGUGGUCCUUUGCCUUGGACGGAUUGCUAGAGGGGAACGCCGGGUUUGCGAUGGUCUCCUACGAUACAAACCUGUCGCUUUUACCGGCACAGGCAAAGAUUCCGUUGUAUUGUCGGAAUCCAGCAAUCGGCCAUGGAUGA